GCGCGCGUACACCAUACAUAGCUAGCGAAUGUAAAAUACAGCUCCGAAGAAUUCUGUUGUGGUAUCAUUUGCAGUCAACUAACAAUGGCGUUUAGUCGGGAGGAUCACGGUGUGCAAUAUGUUGCGAAAAUUUUGUUUAUGUUGGUCGCUUUCGCCUCAAAGUCGUCUGCUAUAAAAAUAUCGUUUGCAAGCCAACAACAUGGAAGCACGGAACCACCUGUUCAUAUAAAUCUCCACCUCCAUUUAGACGGUAACAAGGUGGUACCAGUACCAGCUCCCAACGAGCAAUGCUCCAACCCACCGAAGUACCAGAUGCCGAGAGGUCCGGUGAUAGACAUCGACGCGACACCGAUAGCUACUCAUGAGCUGCAGAAAUGGCUGAGCGAGUUUGAGAAGGUCUCGGUGGAAGGAGCGGAGGGAGUUCGGCACACUGUAUUGCUUGCUUCUCAAGGCAUUGCUCUAGAUGGCAUAUCCCUUCUUCCAGGAUGCGUCGAGGGGCAGGCCGGAGAUCCGAUGGGAAUAAGUGAAGAUGGAGAGGAUCUACUUGGUUUAGGAUUGUGUGGGUCUAAACUUCCCAUAUUAGCUGGACUGGGAGAUAACAAUCAAAUUGAAAUUCAAAGCGUAAAGGAUUAUGCCAAGGUAGUACAUGAAAAGAAGAUGCUCCCAUUCCCAUGUGGUGAUGAAGAUUUAGACUAUAAGCUAGCAUUUGCCCUUGCAAUGAUGAAUACUGGGCGAGAGGAGAUGGCCAUUGACAUUCUAUCUGCCCUCAUCAAGCAGAACCCUAAGUUUGUCGGGGCGUAUCAUGCUAGAGCAGUGGGAUAUGCAAGAAGAGGCAUUCAGCACCCUAUGAAUGCUGCACUGGCUAUACAAGACUUCACCAGGGUGAUUGAAAUCAGUCCUAAAGAUCCAAUCGGAUGGGAAAAGAGAGCGGAGGUCUUUUCAACACAAGGAAGGAAUCGAGAAGCAUAUGGCGAUAUAUCAAAAGCACUUGACUUACGGCCUACAGCCAAACUAUACAAGUACCGAGGUUACAUGAUGUUUAAAGAGGAGAAAUAUGUAGCAGCAACCAAGGAUUUGAUGGAAUCAGUUCAAAAAGAUCAGACACAAUUAGACGUUGUUCAUCUACUGGCAAUAUCCUUAUAUCAUCAAGGAAAAUUACAUGAAGCUGUGAGAAUAUUCAAGAAAGCUUUAGAAUUAAAACCUGAUUACGUUGAAGUAUUAAGAAGCUUAGCUCGUGCAUACAGGGAGCUAGGUGAUUAUGAAAAUGCCUUGGAUAGCUUUAACAAGGCUCUCCACUAUAGUCCACAUCAUAUACAGUCUAUACAACAGAGAGGGUCAUUGCACUAUCAUGCCGGAAAACCCAAGGAAGCACUCAAAGACUUCCAGUAUUGCCUGAGAGUGUACCCAACCAACGAGGUAUGCCGGUACAUGAAAGGUCUUUGCCUGGUUUCCAUAGGGCAGUAUUACGAUGCUGUGAGAACCAUUACCAAACUCAUGAUACAGAAACACAUCACGGCUGACUUCCUGGAGUAUGAACAGGUCAAAUAUAUCAGAGAGUUGUCCAGAUACCUGCAUGCUCAUUUGGACACCCCUUUCAGUGAAUAUAGUAUGGACCAGGAUCUAGAUGGUACAAUGAAAGACAGAUGGGUCAAGAAUCUUCCAUUCCAGUCGGAGGGGUACAAAGAAAUGCCUGGUUUGAGCCCAGAUAUAAGCGAUAUUGAUGAACUAGAAUCUCAUGACCUCUCACCCGCCACGCGCAACCUGAUCUGCCGUGCAUCGGUCAUCGGGCGGCUGUCACAGUACGAUGCAGAUGGCUUCCUGCCCAACGAACGCAUGCAGCUAGCCGUUGGUCUGGGAUCCCUUGAGGUAGCACAGACUAUGCAGCUUUACUGGAGACAGGGACGGAGCUUUAGAAAUGGCAAUGGGAACAGGUUUGGAUGGAAAGAUAUGAUGGAUGUAGCUAUCAAAUGGAGAAGGUAUGUUGAUCCUGACCAACCAGUUUUAUGGUUGGAUCAGAUGCCAUCAUCAAGCUACCAAGCUGGAUAUAACAGUCAUAUGAACAUAGUACGCGGUCAACUCCUCAAUAUACGUUUUGCCAACUAUUUCGAUACAGUCUUCAACCUCACUAAAAGAAUGAUAUAUCAGCAUAGUAUGACCAAAGCAGAUCGGGGAGAGGAAAGAUUGCUAGCAAACCUAGAUAAAGUCGCUUCGUGCGAGGGUCUGGUCUUCCUUGUUAACAAACUCAAGAUGUCCAAUGACAGAUUACCAGGGUUUAUGAUUUCAACACGGCUAGACAGCUUUCAAAAUAGAAAUGCCAAACUUGAGGGUGCCGUAUUUUCUCUCAGUGGAGAAGUUGCUGCCAAUGUAAUAUUUUCUAUUGACACAAUGACGACCAAACGUCGGACAGAGCAUUACCAUACAGAAAUAGACUACAUCUGGGCUCUCUUAUCUGAAGAGAUGCAUAGCAAGAGAGGAGGACCAGUCACCUCCAAAGAAAUGGAUCAUGAGUCUAUCGUCAAUCUGGUGCUCUCUAUGAUCUACUAUGUGUAUAACCUCAUGCCUAUAUCAAGAGGAACAAGUUCUGUGGCAUACACCAUUGUGCUUGGUUUGGUAAUGGCGUUGGGUCGAGAGGUCACUAGUCAGAUACCGAAGAGCAAGCUGGUUGAGAUGGAGGCUUUGCUGUCAGGUACCCCUCAGACCUUUGCUUCAUGGGGUCAAAGUUGGAUGAAUAUCAAGAGGUCUUCCUUCAACCUAGCAGACGUACCUCAGGUCUCAGAAGCAUUUCCUACUCUACGUUCUAUGUUAGAAGCUCUCAACGUGGGAGCAUCAUUUUGCACGGCCGGUGGGCAGUAGACUGCGGGUAUAGGACUUGCCAAGCUCCUACGGAUGGUAUUCAUGUAGUAUACUUCAAGUUAAAAGUCAGAUGGUCAUCAGCAAUUCCUGGGAGUGGAUUGAUUAUAAGAAUACCAUCCAUUAGGUUACAAUACUGGCAGGAACCUUAUUUAUAUAUGGGGCAGAUUGUCUCUCGAAUGCACAACUCAUUAGAUCAUCAUUAAAAGUAUGAAUGGUAAAAGAGGAGUCUGAUUAUAACAGACUAUAUCAGCAUUGUUUUUUCAUAUCAAAGAUUACCUUAAGACAUGUGUCCUUGAGUUACUUAUUUUGUAACAAAUCAUUUAUUGUAUCCAAGUUUGGGAAUUUAAUGUAUCACUCUUUCCAAACAAACACCUUUCAUCAAAGAUAUUCUUAAUCUGUGUUUUUAUAACUCAAGAUACUUUUAUUAAAAUAUAUUUGAAUGACUAGUUUGACUUAAUAGGACCUUGAUAUAAAUAUCAAACUAUAUUUAAACUUUUUAAAAGUAUUUAAAUGAAUUAGAAUAACUGGUUUAAAUAAUGGAAUAUGUUGAAGAAAUCAAUACCAAGAAGUGCAAUUUUCUUGCUCCAAGAGAGUGUGGGGCAUGUAAUUUUUCCUGAAUAUAUUCUAAAUUCUGAAAUUGUCAAGUCCGAAGGCCUUGAUUUUAUACUGUGUAUAUUUUUUGCAUUAUUUAUUUUGUGCUUUUAGCCUAGUAUGAGGUGGAGGGUUCUAUUUGAGAAAUCCUUUUUGAAGUUGUCUGCGUCUUUCCUAAAAAACUUGAAGGGUACUGGAGGUGCUAUUUCUAUUUGUUGCUAUCAGUUCCUAAUAUACUU
This is a messenger RNA of Lytechinus pictus (painted urchin), 3683 nucleotides long. RefSeq names its product tetratricopeptide repeat protein 13-like. Bases 85 to 2853 code for a protein of 922 amino acids. The record is from RefSeq and is a predicted model, not a curated record. The transcript has 18 exons. Gene Ontology annotation, molecular function: protein binding. NCBI's taxonomy places the organism in Eukaryota, Metazoa, Echinodermata, Echinoidea, Temnopleuroida, Toxopneustidae.